AUGGCGACGACCCAAGACCGCAUCGCGGUGCUCGCGCACCCGCACGAACUGGCCGAGCUCGAGCGUCCGCGCACGCACGCUUCCGUCGUCGACGUCGUUGUCUCGGGCGACUCAGACGACGCCAAGGACGAGAAGAUCGACACGCUGUCCGUCGCGCGCUCCGACAUCCCGCACCAGGUGACGGACACGCCCCUGCAUCUGCGCCUGAUUGCGCUUUCGAUGAUCUUAUUCUUCACGACUGGCGCCGCCUUUGCCGAGUCGACGCUGGGCCCGCUGAAGAGCACGUUUGUCAAAGAGCUCAAGAUCAACAAUGCCCAGUUUGCGUCCAUCUCGACUGCGAGCAAUCUCGUCAACACUGUCCUGCCCCUGAUCGGGGGCACGGUCAUGGACUACUACGGGAGCAUCUACGGGUCGUGGCUCGCGACCGUGAUUGCGCUGGACCUGGCGUGGAACAGUGUGACGGUCGUCAUUGCGCGCGUGUCCGCUGUGCCGAUGAGCAAGCUCGGCCCCAACGGGGGCUGGUACGGGUGGGCGCUCUGGAUCCCGACCAUAGUGUGUGCGGCAUGCACGCUGCUCGUGAUCGCGUAUGUGAUUUUCGAGCGCCGCUUCGUGCCCCCGCAAUACAGGCCCAUCACUGGUCGCGAAGUCGAGCAGAAACGCCGCGAAGCCGGGCUGGGCAAGACGACCAUCCUCCAGCGCAUGCGUACCAGUGUCCUGAAUGUCCUGCGGUUGCCCGUCUUCUACCUCAUGCUGGCUGGCACGCACCUGUUCCAAAACAGCGCGAGGACAGUGUAUUCCGCCAACCUGACAGAUAUCCAGGAACGCACCCGGGGCACGACAGCGCUCACGGGGGGAUACUACUCGUCCCUCCUCAAUGUCAUUGUCAUCGUCGUCGUGCCCCUCCUCGGCAUCUUCUUCGACAAGGUCGGCUGGCGCAUGCCCUUCGUCUCGAUCGGGGCCGCCAUCUAUGUCGUCGCGUUCGCGCUCAUCGGCCUCACCAAAGUGAACGCCAUUGCGCCAAUCUUGCUCGCGUCUUUCGGUCUGUCACUCAAUGUCCUGCCCUGGAUCGCAUCCUUCCCAAUCCUGGUGCCCGACCCCACGCUGAUUGGCACGGCGUACGGGCUCUUCUCGAGCCUCAUCGCUUGCAACAAUGUCAUCCUCGAGGUCGCUUGUGGUGCUAUCCAAGACGCCACCCCCGGCCAGACGUACGACCGCGUCAUCUACCUCCUGAUUGCGAUCAAGGCGUGGCAGGUGCUCGAGGGCCCCGUAUUUGACUGGCUUGACGGCAAGAUGCUCGGCCACACACUGCGUAUGUCCGAGAAGCAGCGAUUGCACUUUGACGAAGAGUGCGAGGAGACGGGCCGCGUGCUGCCUGGUCUGAAGCGGUGCCGGCCCGUCACGAUCAUCGUCGCGUGCCAGAUGCAGACUUUAGAGCUUUCCCAUGAGUGA
Messenger RNA from Trichosporon asahii var. asahii CBS 2479, 1449 nucleotides. RefSeq lists its product as uncharacterized. The record is from RefSeq and is a predicted model, not a curated record. Gene Ontology annotation, molecular function: transmembrane transporter activity. NCBI's taxonomy places the organism in Eukaryota, Fungi, Basidiomycota, Tremellomycetes, Trichosporonales, Trichosporonaceae. The transcript is spliced from 4 exons. Gene Ontology annotation, biological process: transmembrane transport. The coding region runs from base 1 to 1449 and encodes 482 amino acids.